GUCGCGAAGCUCAACGGCAACACCACGCUGCCUGAACACCUAACACGCCUGAGACUCGCCUACGCCUCAGCCAUCGAUAACACUUGGGCUCUAUCUCUCCACUCUGCCCAUCACCGCCUGUCCCCUUCCAGGAGCCUUGCCUGUUUCGGCCCACCGAGAAGCGCCGCCGCCACUGCCCCCGUUAGCUAUAACAAAACGUGCCCGGCCACCUCCACCCAGACUUGAUGCUCUGCUGUCAUCGAGGCUACUGGUAGUCGAGGGGACAUUUUCCGCUUACUUUCUUUCUCUACACCUUCCUUUUAUUUUUAUUUUACUCGCUUUCCUUUCUUAAACGACCGCGGGCUCGGUACUGCUCGUAUCCCUUCUUUAUAAUUCCUGCACAAUGGGCAAGUUAAUCAAGAACCACUGGGCUCGUCUCAUCGUCCUCACAGCCGCUGCUUACCAAAUAACCGCCGGUUUCCACUGCUUCUUCUGGCCCAAGAUCUUCUGGGAUUUCCUCACCAAGAACCUCGAUGGCGCCGUCAAGCCCGUUCCCGUCCUGCAAGUUCUCAACGUUAUCCUCGGCGUAGUCGGUGUCGCCUGGGAAUGGCCAUUGCCUCUGCUCGCCGGCAGCGGUCUGCAUCGCUCCAUUGAAGCACGCCUCAUCAUGUAUCCGCUCAGUGCGCUGUGUGCACUUCUCAUUUACCAGGGCACAAACGCCGGCCUCUACUACAUUGUCGGCAUGAUGGUGUACUUUUGGGCUUACAGUGAAGGCGAGGUUGUCUGCCCAGAACCUUGGACUCUGCCCAAGCGCGGCGCGAGCGCCCGCAAAGCAGGCGUUUAGUUUCUUCCACUCGUCAUAAUCACAAAACACCUUUCGCUUCACGCCCUCGAUUCCAAACUAUACCCAGCGGCCCGAAUUUUUCUCAUGUACGACGUCCAUGUAGACGUUUUUGUACGGCUCUCCUUUUCCUCUGACUCACCCUCUCCCACCUUAUUUCUCUGGCAGGCAUCUCCCCGGUUUUAGCGAUUGGAAGCGGUUGGCAUUGUCCAACAUGAUUGAUUUGAGCAUCCCUCUAUCGAAAGAAUUGUUUAUCAAGCAUGUACAUCUAUCUAUCUUAUGAUACUACUACCCAUCAACAAGAACGAGAACGAAGAACGCAACGAAAAAGAGAAACGAAACGAACGUCCACGUUUCUCAAAACAGGAGCUGGCGAGAAACUUCAAACGUCUCUUUUUCUCUCUUUCUGAUGUUUUUUU
Molecule: messenger RNA, 1239 nt
Organism: Exserohilum turcica Et28A
Lineage: Eukaryota; Fungi; Ascomycota; Dothideomycetes; Pleosporales; Pleosporaceae
Exons: 3
Coding region: 383-823 (146 amino acids)
Source: RefSeq, a predicted model, not a curated record